Alternaria arbusti is the source of this 588-nucleotide messenger RNA. RefSeq lists its product as uncharacterized. The transcript is spliced from 4 exons. The record is from RefSeq and is a predicted model, not a curated record. Bases 1 to 588 code for a protein of 195 amino acids. Lineage: Eukaryota; Fungi; Ascomycota; Dothideomycetes; Pleosporales; Pleosporaceae.
AUGCCCGUCCCCAUGCACUCACACAAUGACGUAGAAGAUGGUGAACUGCUUGAUAAGGUCCAGACCCUCAAAGAGAUUUGUCUUGGCAACUGUCGUCUUCUUUACGGCAGCGAACGUUUCAAGUUCUACGAUAUCGUGAUCUGCGAAGAUGAUGACACCAAGAAGUUCGCCGCCAUCUUGACCUGCAACCAAGAAGGCCAAACAAAGCUUUUGCGCACGGAACUCAGCCUGUGUCAAGUUGUGGCGGUUCGUACACUUGUGGACGGUCUUCAAAAGGACACAGCGAAGCUCUUUCUGAAGUACGCGGUGGGUUCUCAGAUACGAGGCCAGCAAGGACACACCGAUGCGGAAACCGGCAUAUUCGAGUUGUGGGACGCGGCGCACGAGAACCGAAUCCGCGGCCCGAACGAUGAUACGCAGGGUCUUCUACGCAGCUGGAGUGAUGCACCAGGCGCAGAAGGUCGGCCUCCAUCUGGUCCCCGUGGCGAUGGCUAUUACGGCCGGAAUAACAAGCGCAUGCGACCUGUCGAGCGCCCAGAAAAGCCCGUGGUAGAGACGGAGAUCGUUGACCUCGACUACUAUGACUAG